Molecule: messenger RNA, 1059 nt
Organism: Lolium rigidum
Lineage: Eukaryota; Viridiplantae; Streptophyta; Magnoliopsida; Poales; Poaceae
Product: cinnamoyl-CoA reductase 1-like
Exons: 6
Coding region: 1-1059 (352 amino acids)
Molecular function (GO): oxidoreductase activity, acting on the CH-OH group of donors, NAD or NADP as acceptor
Source: RefSeq, a predicted model, not a curated record
AUGGCCGUCGGAGGCGUAGACGGAGAGGCUACCACCACGGGGCACGGGCAGACGGUGUGCGUGACCGGAGCCGGCGGGUACAUCGGGUCGUGGAUCGUCAAGCUGCUCCUGGAGAAGGGUUACGCCGUGCGAGGCACCGUCAGGAACCCCGAUGACGCCAAGAACGCGCACCUGAGGGGUCUCGCCGGCGCGGCGGAGAGGCUGACGCUGUGCAAGGCCGACCUGCUCGACGGCGACGCGCUGCGCGACGCCAUCGCCGGCUGCCACGGCGUGUUCCACACCGCGUCGCCGGUCACCGAUGAUCCCGAGGAGAUGGUGGAGCCGGCGGUGAGGGGCACGCGCUACGUCAUCGAGGCGGCGGCUCAGUCAGGCACGGUCCGCCGCGUCGUGCUGACGUCGUCCAUCGGAGCGGUGGCCAUGGACCCCAACCGCGCCCCGGACGCCGUCGUCGACGAGUCCUGUUGGAGCGACCUCGAGUUCUGCGAGAAGACCAAAAACUGGUACUGCUACGGGAAGACGGUGGCGGAGCGCGCGGCGUGGGACACGGCGGCGGAGCUUGGGGUGGACCUGGUGGUGGUGAACCCGGUGCUGGUGCAGGGCCCGGCGUUGCAGCCGGCGGUGAAUGCCAGCCUGACGCACGUUCUCAAGUACCUCAACGGCGCCACCAAGACGUACGCCAACGCCGUGCAGGCGUACGUGCACGUCCGCGACACCGCCGCCGCGCACAUCCGCGUCUUCGAGGCCCCCUCCGCCGCCGGACGCUACCUCUGCGCGGACGGCGCCGUGCUGCACCGGGAGGACGUCGUCACCAUCCUCCGCAAGUUCUUCCCCCAGUACCCCAUUCCCAAGAGGUGCUCCGACGAGGUGAACCCAAGGAAGCAGCCGUACAAGAUAUCAAACCAGCGGCUCCGUGACCUGGGCGUCGAGUUCACGCCGGCGGCGGAGUGCCUCUACGACACCGUCGUGAGCUUCCAGGAGAAAGGCAUCCUCCCGGCGGCCCCGGCUGCACCGCCUUUUGGUCCAGCUGUUGCAAACAGCAGAAUUGCUGGAACAAUUUGA